Molecule: messenger RNA, 2899 nt
Organism: Monopterus albus (swamp eel)
Lineage: Eukaryota; Metazoa; Chordata; Actinopteri; Synbranchiformes; Synbranchidae
Exons: 6
Coding region: 20-1282 (420 amino acids)
Source: RefSeq, a predicted model, not a curated record
UGGAGCUGCCUUCUUAGCUAUGAUUCUUACAAGUGCCCUCUGCAUCAUUUUCAGACCCAAACUGUGUCAAAAGGGAGCCAGCUCCUGCACAUCCAGCAACUCUGAGGUGCCAGUGGGAGUCCAGAACACUGGAGCUGAGGUCAGUGAACUGCAGCUGAUGGCUGAGAAUCAGGCCAACCUGGAGGCAACCAUAGAGCAGGACAUCAACGACAGUGUGACACAUAGAGUCCGUGCUGGUGUCAACAUCUCCCAGAGUGCAGACCUGGACCUUUCCUGCAGUGGUAUGACUGAACUCGACCUUGGUGCGGAUGAAGUUUUCAUUGUAUCUUCAGCCCCUAGCCCAAGCAGGCUAGACCUCUCCCCUCACACACAGCGGGAGAGGGAUCUGCGGCACAGUGACACUGGUCCCAGCCCUGCACGUGACUGGCUCUCACCAGACUCCACAGCCUCAACCACUGAUGCCAGGUCUACCAAGGAUGGCACCAGUGGCUGUGCCAGACCGAGAGCAUGGAGCGUACGCACCUUCCAGGACUUCCUCCCUCCACUGCCACAGCUGCAUAAGAAGUGGUGCAGCUGGAACUCCACCAGUCCCUUCACCAAGCUGGUGGACAGCGCUCCUUCCAGUUUGGUCGCUAACUGCAGAGGGGAUGACAGCGGGAAGAUCUCUUCUGAUGUUCACCUGGAGGCUGAGGCUGACUAUGGCACAAUCUCUGACUCAUCCAUCAGCAAUGCCUCCUACCCUCUUGCGCAACCCACCCAGAGACAAUGGCGUGUCAACUCCACUAGCAACCUCCGACGCUCGCGAUUCACAGGGGCUUGCUUUGGUCUGCUCUCUGGGACAGCAGACCCAACGAAGGCCUCUGGGGUACCUCAUGCCCAUGGCUCCAACUCAGAACCCAACUCUGGCUCUUCAUCAUCCCAGUGUCAGAUUGAGAGUGGCCAAGCUGAGGGUGAUCACAUCAGUGUGCCGGUGUUUGCCAUCUCUGAAGAGGACGACUGGCAGCCUCUGGUCUCAGCAGAGCACCUGGACCAGACCUCUGCUUCUGCUCUGCUGAAUGGAGUGAUGACGGGGACAUAUGAGGGGAGGAGGCGUACUGUGGGAAGCACCAGUCUCAGCCCCCAAAUCCAGAGGGCCAGGCCAGAGUGGAGGCCAUGGGGGAGCCAGGCAUCAGGAGGAGCUGGUCCACUCUCUAACAACAUACCAUUCACGAUGACAGAGUUGAGCACGGGUAACGACAGCCAGUUGUCUCCGUCAGCCCGCAGCGCUGUGCAGUGCGAAUAACCAGAUGCUGAGUAGGGACCCUGGUGGGCCAGUUGUGUAUUUCCAAAUUCAGGUAGUGCCACUUUGUAAAAUAUAUAACCUACUUCUUUAUUUUCUAAGACCAGCUUUUACAAAAUUGUUACUAGAAAUUCUCUAGCUUCAUUUGGUCAGAUAUUCUCAUUCUAGUUUUCUAUUUUUAUAAAGUUGUUUGGACAAAGAUGGAAUAAUAUGCUGCUUACUAUGCCAAGGCACUGACUGCUGAUGUAUUAGGUUUUUAAAAAGAUUGCAAACAUGAACAAAAGUAUUUUAUGAGUGACUACUCCAUAAUCCCAAAUGCUUAGGAGCACUUUAUACAGGUUUCUUAAUCAGUCUUCUGUUCAAUGAGCUAUAGUACUCCAACCAUUGCACCCUUCCUUCAAUAGCUCAUUGAUUCAGGAUUUUGUGCUUCCUGUAUCAGUUUUCAGCUUUUUCCUUAAUGUGGUUAUAUUUUUUGAAUGUUUAUACCAAAAGUGUUCUGCAAGCAUAGAUCAUACAUUAAUAUCACUGCAUAGGUUAUGUACUCCGAAAGCUGAUACUGGAUUAUAAAAGGGAAAUCAAAAUAAAGUUAAGGUAUAUACAGUACUAAUAUACACUAUAAUGUAGUAUAAAGCAUUCACAGUAGUAUUUAAAAAGAGGUCUGAUGUAAUGCAAAAUUUUAAUAAAGGCAAUGUCAUUCACAUGUGUCCUUUAUGUGAUGCAAGCUCUUAUACAGAAUCUAUAGGAAUCCCAAAAAACCUUGGAACAAAACCAGAACUUGCGGUCAUGGUCCGUUGUAGAACUUUUGUCAAACAAGAGUUUUUGGAUGUACAUGCAACAAAUUUGGGUUUAGUCAAACUAGAAAUACAAAUGCAGUCAGCUGAAAUUACACCGGACACAUUAGACCAUGUAUGACAAGUUGUUUUAGCCUUUAUUUGAGAUCCUUGGUAUCAGAUGUCAUUCUCCUCCACUAGUCUUUGUCAGCAAUAGUUGGGCAUCUGGUUGCACUAGUUGAACAGAAACUCUAGUUGCUCUUUGUCAGCAACCAGUGGCACUUUUGUCCAAUUAGUUCCAACAUAAGCCGUACUAGUAACGCCAGACAUUGUACUAGUAGCUCUAAAGUCCCAGCUAGUCACUUUUUUGACACACUAGUGGCUCUCAGGACCAAACUAGUAAAUGCCUAGCAGGAGGGAAAUGACAAAAUCCUGAGUCCUUAUUGGUUGGCCUUUUGUUAAUUAUUUUAAACUGGAGAGCUAAAAGGAUGUCUCAAUGUAUUCUUCUUCUCUACCUCCUCAUUAGCAUUUUGUGCAACUAGUUAACUAGAGAGUAGUCUGGCUUUUACUAGUUCAACUAGUGAAUGUUUUACACCUUGCUAGUCAAGUCAAAAUGUGUCUCACUAGUAUAACUAGUGGAUAUUUUGGACCUCACUGGUUAACUAGUAAGGUUAAAAGGGAGACUAGUAAGUGUUUUUGAUCAACUAGUACAACAAAAUGUCACUAGUGCUGACAGAAACCAAACUAGUGGAGGAAAGUGACAUCUGACAUCAAGGAUAUCAAAUAAAAGCUAAAAGGGAUUUCCAAGCUGUCACAGAAUCAUGCUCAUAAGUACACAUAUUUAGCUCGG